AUGACGGCUGAUCUACAAGCUCACCUCAUUAAGACCAUCCUGCCUCAGGUUGACAGAAACAAGCAACUGCAGGAGUUGAGAAGACAACUGGUGGAGAAAGACAGGGAGCUGGAGGAGAGCAGACGUCAGCUGGAGAGAAGAAAACGAGACGACGAGUGGAGGAUUGUGCUGCUUGGGAAGACUGGAGAUGGGAAAAGCAGCACUGGCAACACCAUCCUGGGAAAAGACGUCUUCAGAGUGGGUGCUUCCGCCAAUCCUAAGACCUGCAAAUGUGAAGCUCACAGUAUAGCCGUCAACGGGAGGAAGCUCACCUUGAUAGACACACCGGGAUUUCUUGAUACAGAUGAGAAGGAGACAGACUGUGAGAUAGAAAGAUGCCUGACAUUAAGUUCCCCAGGACCUCAUGCUUUCAUUCUUGUGCUAAGGGCUGCAAGAUUCACCAAAGAGGAUGAAGAGGUUUUAGGAAGGAUUGAGAAAUUAUUUACAUCUAAUGUUUUUAAAUAUUCAGUGAUUAUGUUUACACAUGGAAGGGACCUGGAUACGACUAUUGAGGAGUUUGUGGGUCAAGUCAAAGCAGGUAAAACAACAGCUCCACUGAAGGAACUGGCAGAAAAAUGUGAUAAUCGCUGCCAUGUUGUUGACAACAAGCACUGGAGGAACACAGAGGGUGGACAAAAUCAAGUGAGAUAA
Engraulis encrasicolus (European anchovy) is the source of this 690-nucleotide messenger RNA. Its product is annotated as GTPase IMAP family member 7-like. The transcript has 3 exons. Gene Ontology annotation, molecular function: GTP binding. Bases 1 to 690 code for a protein of 229 amino acids. Lineage: Eukaryota; Metazoa; Chordata; Actinopteri; Clupeiformes; Engraulidae. The record is from RefSeq and is a predicted model, not a curated record.